CUGUGUGUAGCGUGCUGUGUGUACUGUGUGUGUGUGCUGUCUCUCCGCGUCUCGCCAUAGCCGCACUCCGCGUCGCGUAGCAACGAAACGCGCGGCACCACUGACCACCGACUCCAGCACUGUACACUACAGCGCAGUACCAGCGACUCGUACACUGUAGAUUAAAACACAUAUAUACACAAUACUCGCGUCUCGUAUCGUGUAGACUCUAGCAUCAAUAUUGCUAGCGACUCGUAUACUGAAAACUGUAACCUCCCUAGAUGUACGGUAACAGCGAAUUCGCACUUUCGUCAACAUAGCGGUUGCGCCGUAUUAUAUAAACUUCGACGGGACAGCAUUGCCGGAGCACAAUGCUUCCUCACAAGUCGGCCUAACUACUCAGUACGAUGUAAGAUGCGAGACGAAGCGCGUUCCAACGCGUGUGUUACAGCACACCACAAGCCGCGCGUGUUCCGCGCGUAGCGCAUUCGCUCGUUGUUGUUGUAACGCAGUGCCUCGUUUGACAAUAGCGACGAUCAAAAUAGCCUCUGGACAACGAGUUACGACACCCUUACCACCCCCUUUUCCCCUCCGAAAAUGAGCAGAGUGGAAAAGGAGGAGGCUUCUACGAAAUAUGACGGUCCAUCUCACGGCCAAGUGGAUUUGCGCCCAACAAAAGGUGGUGAUGUUUUGGCAAAGCGGUUUGUGGUGGAGUGUGCGGCUGACGAUCCUGACAGCUGGUUCAACCCGCGGCCCGUCACGCUCGGCUCACUGCAGACCUCCGUGGGCGUGGUGGGCAUGGAGGCCGCUCGUGCCGAGGCUGUGUGGCAGGGCAGCCCGGGGCUCAUGGCGGCCGCCUUCAACGUGCAGCUGCCUCCGCCGCCGAAGGCUCCUCCUGUGACUGUGGAUGUGCCCAAACCUCCAGCUGAGAGCGCACCUAUCCUAACAGAUGGAGCCAAGCGUUCCAAUACGCGUACAACUAAGCGGUUGGAUCAGGAACAUCUCUCCGGUACUGAAGCUGCAGAGAUCCUGGCCAGAGACGGCCACAUGGGCUUGCUCAAGUUUGUUCGCUUCACUACCUCCCCCGACAGGCCUUACGAGCUGCAGCCUAUGCACGCUGGGCAGAGCCACCAGGAGCACUGGGUGCUGUCGCCGCUGGGUGCUCUGCACGUGCAGGCGGAUGGCAUCGCUGAGAGCCAGCCUCUGGCUGAGUGGUGUGAGCAUGCUGAUCUCUGCAGAGCCGUCCAAUCCAUCCCUUACUUUCGCCAUUUCCUAUUGCGCAAGGCCUUUCACAGGUGGUACAGAAAUGUGCGAUGGGUGCAGUUUCACCGGAGGAAGGAGCACCUGGAGUGUACUCUGCUGCAUGGAGUUGGUCACUUUAGCACUGCGCUGCUGCAGAUUUCUAGGCUGUUGGAGGAGCUGGACCAGGUCCCGUUUUUGCCAUGGGAUCUGCACCGGUCGUACACUCUGACUCAGUUCCAGCAGACGCUUGCAGACACCAUGGCUGAGGCUCGGGAGAGAGUCAUCCAGUUCUUCCACUGUCGUGAAGUCAUCUUCCGUAUGGUGCAUGCAGAGACGUACCGCCAACUGGAGGUGUGCGAGGUGCGCUGUGCCGAGGCGGAGCGGUCGGAUCCUCGGGAGGGUCUGGCCGAGCGGCGUGAGCUGCUGCGCCUCGCGGCGCACGAUCGGAGCGCAGCUGAGGGGGCGGUGCGCCGCCUAGGCCGUCUCGCUCACCUGAUGGACGCCCUCGUCCUGCAGCGACUGCGCGGCAAGAUGCAGUGCGAGGCGACACGCUUCACACGCGGCGUUGUGCAGGGAAGAACCUCAGGACAGACUCCCUUAUUCCACGCCGUGCUGGAAUUUGAUGCGGAGGGGCACUUACAGCUCACACCUACAGGGGGGCUCUUCGUGGACGCACUGGAAACCGCCGUGGAGAACAUGACCCAAACUGUGCUGCAGGUGGCCACUUGCAUGACCAAAGACACCGAGUCACCUGAUUCCACGGGCAAUGCUGAUGAGAUGGGGGAAGAUGAACUUGCCAACCUGUCGGUCACCGGCCACUUGGGAGGUAGUGCAGCACUGUUAACCCUGGCUGAGACGAGCGAGCUGUCAGUGCGAGGAACGCGCGUCAGGGCUCGUUUCUGCCCCCUCUCCCCGCACCGCCUGCAAGUCUCGCUGCAGGGCGACGGAACCGUCUCCCGGGCUCGUAGCGAGCAGAUGGACGUCGUGCACUGCUGUCUGAGCCACGUGACAGAGUUUUGCCGGGAGCACCAUUGGUUGUGUGAGCCGCACCGUGUGGCCCAGGCCUGGGACGGUGCAGCCCUGGCAGGAGCCACUCCUGAGCAGCUUUGUGGGGAUGUGGAAGAGUUGCGGGCCUGGGUCCAGAAGGCCUCCCUUGUUCCGGGCUCCUUCCUCACCCCGAAGAACACCUUCCACGUCGACUGCUCCGUCGUACGGCGUGAAAUAGUAUCCCCACUGAGGCGAGCGGAGCAGGAGGUGCUGGUGUGUCUGGAGGAGAGGUGCAGAGAUGGCGCUGAGCGUUCGCUGAGUGAUCUUCAGCGAGCCACACACUCGCUCCUCCGCAGGGACACGGACUGCGUUGCGUUUGCUAGAUAUGUGGAACAGUUGCAUGAGUUCAAGAAGUGCUCGGGAGGCUUUAAGGCGCAGCUGCAGAACGUGAACGCCCUGCAUGAAGUCUUGAGAGUUACCUUCCGGCCUCUGUCUAAUGAAGAGGAGGAAAGGGAGAGGCAGACAACGACCGCAUGGGAGGGUUUCCUGCGUGUACUUGAGGAUGGCGAAAACUUCGUCCUGGCGAUGAGGGCGGCCGCCGUGCGGGAUGCGGACACGUCCUUGUCCCGUCUGAUGGCCCACGCGGAGGCAGUGGCGGCUGAGGCGGCCACUCCUCCGUACACGGUGCCCGUGGCUCUGUUUGCGGCCGAGCUCGCGCGCUUGAGCUCGCUCGGCUCUGAGAUUGACUCCAUCGCCAACACCGUGGAUGAGCUAAGCCGGGCCAAAGCCUUCAUUACCGGGGAGCCAGUGAGUUUAUUUGCAGUACAAACCCACCAGAAGGUGGUCAGUGCGAGGCUGCUUCUGUGGAAAGUGUUUCACCACAGCUCUGAGUCCAUCAGGGACUGGACAGCCCAGCCGUUUUCCCAGUUUUCUGUUGGCUCUGCAAAGGACGAAGUUGAGCGCUGGAAGGCUGCGCUGCUGCACGUUGAAGGCUCUCUGGUGUCGGACGACGCGGUGUUAAUUGCAUGCCAAAGCCUUCUUGGAGAACUCGCUCACAACCUGCAGCUUCUGGAGAAACUCGGCAGCACUUUCUUCAAGGACCGGCACUGGGAGGCAGUGCUUGCCAGAAUGGGACAGCGCGGUGAUUUUGCCGCAGACUUCACCAUCGCACAACUUCUUUCCCUUAACCUGGUUCACCAUCAUAAUUCUAUUGUGCAGGUGUGGCGGAUGGCGUGUGCGGAGCAUGCCCUGGACAUGGAGCUGAGGCGGCAGCACGCUGCCUGGGCCCAGCGAGAUCUGGUGCUUGCCGCGCACAUGUGGUUCCUGCCACCGACGGAACCGCACGGCAACUCUCCUGGAGGGCAACAACACCAGCGCUUGGCCACCCCCAGUGGCACAUUCAUUUUCGCCGACAUAGACGAAUUGAGGGCUCUGAUUGAGGACGACACGAUGGCACUGCGUACGCUGACACCGCCCGUGCACGAAGAGGAGCUGCAAGGGCGGGCGGAGACCUGGAUCGACGUGCUUCACCACCUGGAUGAUAUGCUGGAUCUGUGGGUCACUCUUCAGGCAAAGUGGCUCUUUCUCAGCAAAGUCUUCAAUGAGAUGGGCCUUCAGAGAGACCAUCCUCAACUCGCGCAGAAGUUUCACAGCGAGGUGGACAAAGUUUACCGGGAUGUGGUGCAGGCCGCUCUGGACGACCCCUCCGUGUUGUCGGUGCUGGGCCACCGGCGAGAGUACGCGACUCAGCGCGACCAGUGGGGACUCGCGCUCCGCACGAUGCUCGCGAGCAGCAUAUCCACCGCAGAACAAGUCUUCGGCGAGUUGACGCGGCUGACCGACUCUUCCAGGGAGCGGUUCGCUCGGCUGUUCUUCCUCCCAGACGAAGACAUCAUGGGUCUGCUCUCCUGCGCUUUUAAUGCUCACAGGCUGCUGCCGUUUGUGACGCGGUGCUUUCCCGGCGUGGUUGGCUUGGGCUUUGACGCGUCUCCACCACCCAGCGCUGGCGAUGGCUCUGAGGCUGCUGACCCAGCGUUACGCGCCUGUGCGGAUCCUCUCUCCAUUGUCGCGGCUCACGGGGAGGUGGGGGAAGUCGUACGCUUGCGAGAAGACGUUCGGCCGCGGUACUGCCCAAUUGCUUGGCUGCAGGACUUUGAAAGGUCCCUCGCAUCCACUGGCUGCCAUCAGUUGGCUGAAUGUGUUGCGUUCAUGUCAGGCGAGCCCUUUCUCGACCCAUCAGAGAUAGCAAACAGUUGCAUUGUCAGGCGAUGUAAUUUUGGCAUUUGGAAUGGACCGGAGGAGGACAUCACGGAGUUUUUGAUUAAAUGGAAUGCUUUGUUGGCAACAUUUUCAGUGCAGUACAUAGUUGUAGCAUCUGAGGUCUUGUGGACCAAAUUUAUCAUUCUUACCUUGAGGGAAAAUGGAAACCAAAUCCAAAAAGCAAAAGACGUCUGUAACACGCAACUCGGUCGCCUGGUUUUUGCUCUGAGAUGGCACAUGAGCCAAGGUUCAACAUCAAAAGAUGCUACCAGGCUGCACCUCCUUUUGAGUUGCCUCAUUACAAGGACCUGCAACCAGAGGGACAGCCUUGCCUCCGUCCGUUCGGAGGGCAGCUUUGAGUGGCAGAAGCUGAUGAAGUAUUACCUUGGCUCCGAUGUUGACGCCGAUGUCAAGCACGUUAGAGGAGUCUACGGUGGCGGAGCGGAGGGGCCGGGGUGCCGCCCGUCUUCGACCAUGUCUUCUGAGUCACAGUGGAGCUGCUGGGUGGAGCAGCUGGGAUUCCGUUUCUCGUACGAGCACGAAUACCUGGGGCCGUGCGCCACUCGCCUCGUCAUGACCCCCAUGACGGAGCGCUGCCUCCUCGGCCUGGUGCUGGCCCUCAACGACUGUGCGACUGCCGCUCUCUUUGGGCGCGCAGGGGUGGGGAAGUCAGCGAUCGCCUCGGAGCUGGCGUUCGCCUUUGGCAGGCUCCUGGUGAGCGCACAGUGCUCCCAGCAGCUUCUUCCCGGUGAUGUCUCGCGCCUUGUUCGUGGAGCGGCGAGGUGCGGCGCCCUGCUCGUGUUGGAGCAUGCCGACCAGCUACCGGCCGGCACUCUGUCCAUCCUAUCACAGCAGAUCCUGGAGCUGCAGGCAGUUCUGAAGCAGGCGUGGCCUUUUAGGCGCGACAACAGCAGCGCACACUCACACACAAGCCAUUGUGUAGACAAGAAUACCGUACCAAGCAACGUUGACCAUGAUUUACGAAACUGCGUUUGUGGAACUCAUGACGCACAAGACAAAAGUUCAAUUUCUGAGUCAUUCAGACUAGUGAACUUUGAGGACACCUGUCUUCAUGUAAAUCCAAGCUUUGGUUUUAUCCUCACGUUCAUUGAAAGCCCCGCUAACUCUGGGUUCCCUGGGAGCCUCAUGAGCUCAGCUUUCCGGUCGGUUUCCGUACUGACGCCCAGCAUCCACGUCAUUGUCGAGGUCCUCCUACUGGCGGAAGGAUUUUGCGACUCGUUCUCACUCGCAGCCAAAGUUUCGUCUUUUUGUCAGGCUGCAGAUAGGUGCGGGUUCCUCCGCCCUGUGGGUAAAAUGUGCCACCUGCUAGCCAUUAAGUGCAUUCUUAAGGAAGCCUCCAAAAUUUAUCACGCCAGAAUUCUUGCCGAUAAUAUCGAGGAUGGCAACGGGAGCGCAACCAAAGGUGACAGCACGGAUUCCUACCCCUGCAGCCCUCGGCAUCCCCCGCUGUCGACCAACUCAGGGCUCUCCUACAGGAAGAGCCUACACGAGGAGAGUGCCGUGUGCGCUGCAUUCCACAGAGUGAACGUGCUCUUCAGGGCAGACUCCCUGCGGGAGGCGCAGCACCUGCUCGGGGAGUUCAUGCCGUCGUUCAUUAAUGCACGUGAAGGACGUUCCUCCGAGUCAUGCCUGGAGUUUCAGAGCGCGGUCCAUAACCAAAUCCGCGAGGACAACUUGCAGGUGACGGCGAGCGGUGUUCUGAGCGUGCAACAGCUGCAUCAGUCACUGCAGGCGGCCCCCGGGGUCAUCUUACUGGGACGUCCGGGGAGUGGCAAGACCACGGCGUACCAGACGCUCGCAAAAGUUAUCAACCGACUGCACGGUUCUGGACUUAAAACAGUGGGGUGCUCUUCUGCUGGCUUUCGGGGUGAGAGUGAUGAGCUUGAGAAUGCUGGCGGUCAUGGCAUGGAGGAUGUUGAAAGUCCUGACGGUAUUUUGGUCAGAACUUCAGUGAUUUUCCCAAAUUGUCUGUCACUUGAAGACCUUGUAGGCAGCGGUUAUAACAACAAAGUUGGGCAGCAGGGAAUUGUGCAAAAACUAUUACGAAGUGCAGGUGUGGAGGAAGAAUAUGAUGCAGGCUUAGCUGCUCCAGGAAACACCUUGAAUAUAUCGUUGGCCAACAAGCCCAUGCCUAACAAAACCAGGAGCUUCAGACAGACGUGGAUCGUGUUCGAUGGAAACUUUCGUCAGGACCUGACAGAAGCACUGGCCACGUAUUUUAAGCUCGCUUGUGGCUCUUCCUCCACCCUGAGUGACUGGCCAAAGGCUCAAGGCUUCAACAAGGUCUCAUUCAUCUUUGAGACGAGCGACUUGGCCCACGCGUCCCCUGCGGCUCUCGCUUGGCUGCCUCUUGUCAGCUGCUGCGGGGAAGACCAGUGGAGGAACAUCCUGGAGUCAUGGCUGGAGGGGGAGUCCAUUAAGCUCGGUGUGACUCACGGAGAGGCGCAAGCCUGGAGGUCUCUGGCUGAAGACGUGUUCCCACCGACGCUCGCGUUCUUGCGGAGGAACCCGCUGGCCCUGGCUCCGUGUGGUGGCAGCGCCGCGCCGGACGGCGUGCAGGAGGUCGCGUCGUUCCUCGGCUUCAUCACCGCCCUCUUGGAGACGUUUCCCAUCGCACCGCGGCAAGAGGAGUGUGGCACCAAGGAUGGGCAGGGCCUUGCUGGAGCUUCACUGCCACAAGACGUUCCUGGGUGGUCAUGCGGCGCCGAACGGGCCGUCGCGCUGUUCCUAUUCUCCUACGUGUGGGGCUUCGGAGGACGCCUGGAGACAAGGCACUGGGGCGAGUUUGACUCGGUGGCCCGGCGUGUUUUGAGCACGAGCCGGCAUGGAGUCACGCUGCCGGAAUGUGGAACGGUGUUUGAGCUGUGGCCUGAACCACCCGAGGGCCGCCUUGCCGUUUGGGAAGUCUCGCAGGCGUCGGCCACAAGCAACCCCAGGGAUGGAUUCGCUAACUUUCCACAGCACAAGCGGUACGCGCGACUCGUGGAGAUGCUGGCGUCGGCAGGUUCCCCGUGCCUCCUGCUGUCUCAGUCGGGCAGCCUCAACAAGGAGCCGGCUGCCACGUGGCUCUUCCGGUCACUCUGCACUCCAGGGAGGGCCUUGUUUGGCCAGGGCGGCGAGCGGCACCGUGUGGCCGUGUCGCCCUGCCUGGAGGCGUCGCGCCUCCGUCAGGUUCUCCGGGAGAAAUUGUCCCUCAGCCGCGUGGUGAAUUUGAGCGCCAAAGGAGAAAACGUUUUGGGCUCUGGGUCUAGAGCAGAGCGAGCACCCUUCCUGGUUUUUCUGGAUGAUCUCCACCUGGCUGAAGUUGAUGUCAAGUCUAGCAGCCAGCCUCUGGUAGAAGUUACCCGGCAGCUGCUGUCGAUGAACUCUGUGUACGACCCUGAACGCAUGCAGUCUGCGAGUUUCUAUUCAGCUCCUUUAAAUAUCCUGGCGUCGUGGGUGAACAUUGGGGAGCAGAGCCGGGCCGUGCCAGCACGUCUCGCCCGCCUCUUCACAACGCUCACCUUGCCGGCGGUGACAGAGGAGCACAUUUUCACGGUCUGCGUUCCAUCGCUACUAGUCUGGCUGCAGGAACUUCCGACCAAUGCUUUGGUUCACCCCGAGCGCCUGGCCGAUGCCCUGGUCAGAGCUACAUGGGAGGUGAUCUCGCAGAUGAGAGAACGGCUAAAGCUCUCCCAAGCUGAAGUGUGCUGUCCAUUCUCUCUGAGCUCCGUUGGGGAGAUUUUGAGCAGCCUGCUUUCGGUGUCGCCAAAGUCAUGCGUGCGAGGUUCGGAGAGCCCUUCUGCAGUUGCCUGUCGCCUCGUCCGCCUGUGGAGCCACGAGGCAUGGCGCACGCUUGGAGACGGCCUCUGCACGGCAGAGGGGGAGGAUGCUUUCCAGGGCAUCCUGCUCGGAGCAGUGCAGAAAAAUGUAAUUGUUGGGCUUUCAUCAAUGAGUGGGGAGUUCUCAACUGAGUCUCUGAACCAGCGACCCCGACACCACAGAAGAGCAGCGCUGAGUUUAGAUACUGGGAUUGCAUUUUCUGCAGCGGCUUCUUCCAGCACUCUGCAAGCCAACAUGUCCACAUAUUUGCAUCUUUCUUCUAUGUCUGGCAGCGAAGCUGCAGAUGAUGAUUAUAAUGAUGAUGGAAAGAGCCAUUUGUUCCGGGCUGCCCACUCUUUGGCCGCUCAAGAUGAACGAGCAAAACCAGCAUCGGCUGAUGCGCAGUGUGCUGAAAGAAUAACCGCCAGGGUGACAACUCCACGUUUAACAGGGUGGUCCGUGCGGAGCAGUUACGACUCCUGUACGAGCGGCAACAAAUCAGACGUGAAUAUGGCCCACUCACGAUCAGGCAAGAGAAGCGGUAAAAAAAAGCCGGCCGACGAGCCACCGACCGGCAGCAAAGAGUUGCCACUAACGAUGGGAGACAUCCUCCACCACGGCGAGCAGUUCAGGGACAUCCUCUACUGCAACAGCAGUGUCCUUGCACCCACCCUCACGGGGUUGCUGCCGUACAGGGGAAGAGCUCAUCACAGAGAGGUUGGGUGGCAGGAGCUGGCCCAUGUGCUGGAGAAGCGUUCCGGCGACGACGGGGUGACGGAGGAGAGCACCCGCCGUGCGGCCGCGUUGUGCCGCGCGCUCUGCCGCCCAGCCUCCCACGCUCUGCUGAUCGGCCUCGGCCCCUGCACUGGCCGUCGGGCGCUGGUGAGGCUAGCCGCCGGCGCUUGCCGGGCCAGCGUAUUUGAACUCGCGGAGGGCGCGAGCACUGGGGGUGGUGCAACCAUAGAUGAAUCUCUGAGGCAGCAAAUCAAGAUGGCCUGCUGGCAUGCUGGCGCCGAGGCUAAACCAGCCGUCUUGUUGGCGACAAACUGGGUGGUUCGGCGGUGGCACGCACAGCUUGUCGCGCUGGCAAGGGAAGGGAUGUUCCCGGAGUUAUACUCGAGUGCCGACCUGAAAGAGAUUUCGGAAAAGCUGUCUGGCAGCUCUGUGAGCAAAGACCGGCUGGCGAAGGUCGAUAGAAGAUCACAGGGCUCUGUGGAAAGGUUCUUUCGGCGUGUGAGAAACCACCUGCACGUCGUGACCCUGGUGGACGCGUGGCAGAGCGGGGACGAGGAGGAGGCUGAGCUCACGCGGGGACGCAACUUCGCGUCCCUCGUGACGAUGGCCACCUCUGUGAGCGUGCAUUCUCGCUGGGGGCGCCGCACGCUCGUUCACGUGGCGCGUCGCCGACUUGAGUUCCUGCACGCGACCGUCAAAGUACACGUCUCCGCGUAUGAUCAGCACAGGAUUUGCGCCGCGCUGGCGAGCGUUCACCAGUCGGCAGAGACUCUCGCGUUGGAGUCGCUCGGAAACUGGGCUCAGGCCCUCUUCCCGCCCGAGGCAUUUUUGGACGCGGUCGACCUCUUCUUCUCUCUGCACAACCAAAUCGACAGGCACCGGCACGAGCGCAUUCAUCGGCUCGGCACUGCCUUGAGCCGAGUACAGGAGGUGGAGCGGACUGUCGAGGAGUGGGAGGAGCAGAUGGUCGAGCUGAAGUCCGAGCUGGAAUCAUCUCAGGAGCUGGUGCAGCAGCUGCAGAGCUCCUCGGACCGCAAGCACCGUGAGCUCGAGGAGGCCCUGGAGCGAUGCCGGCAGACAGAGGAGCACAUCUCAGCACUGCUCGAGCAGCUGGAAGCACUGCGCAAGAAGAUGCGUGCUCAACUCAACCAGGUGAGCCCGGUGUACGAGGCGGCCCUGCGGGCCCUGCGCGCACUGCGUCCGCGCGACGUGGAGGAGCUGCGUUCGUACCGCGCUCCGCCGCCCCCUGUAGUUGCUGUGGCGGACGCCGUGGGCCUCCUCUUUGGAUGCCACGCCGGCUGGGAGGACGCGCGCAUACUCAUGCUGCGCCCAAACUUCCUGCAGGACCUGGAGUUCUUAGACAAGGACGGCAUCACAGACGAGACAUUCGAGCGGCUGGAGGCGGCUGUGCUCGACCCGGGCCUCUCGCCGGCGCUAGUGCGGGAGUCGAGCCGUGCCGCCGACUCGCUGUGCUCGUGGCUCCGCGCCGUCUACGCCUACGGCCGCACGCGCCGCCUCCUACGCCCCGCCGAGCUGGAGGCCGCCGCCCUCGAGGCCGCACUGGCCACGGCCCGGCGCUCGCUGGGCCGCCGGCGCCUCCACGCCGAGCAGUUGAGCGGCGAGCGGCGGCACGCAGUCGAGGAGCUGGAAGGCGCCGCGCUGGCGCGGGACGGGCUGCUUGCCCGCAUCCACGAUGCUCGGUUGCGCCUGCAAGAGGGCGCGCACCUGCGGGCCGCGCUAUUGAGGCAAAAGGGCGGCUGGGAGUCGCUGAACCGAGAAGCGCGGGCGCUGUUGAGCGCCGCUGCCGGGGACGCCCUCUUGGCGUCGGCCAGCGCGGUGUAUGCGGCGCCCUUCGACGGUGCUUCCCGCCGGCGGCUUCUGGUGGCGUGGCUUCGACUUUGCCUCGAUGGCGAUGGCAAGGACGGAGACUCCACGCCGGCUCCUCCCAGCAGAGCCCAGCAGGUGACAUGUGACGGCGACCCAAAAGAAAACGUCACGUCAGACGUGGGCGAGGGAGAUUCGACGACGGGACCGGGCGCCGUCAUCCCCGUGCGGACGCCGUUCUCGCUGCGAGACGCACUGGGUUCGGAGGAGGAGGAUGAGAGAUGGCAUCAGGAAGAUCUGCCGUCAUAUGCUGGCGCCAGGGAGGCGUUCCUGAUGGCACACGUGUGCGCGCGACAUGUGAGACGGCGGCGAUGCCUGUUCUUUCUGGACCCUGACGGGCAGGCGGCGACCUGGGUGCGGCUCAUCGAGCGAGAAGUGGCCUCGGAGAGAAACGCAGCAGAUCAACAGCGGGGUGCAAGCGCAGCAGCUACCAGUGUGAGCGGUGAGGAGCAGCAAGGCAGUGAUCUGCAGGUGCUCAUGGUUACAGAUCCAGCACUGGAGCAGAGGCUUGUGGGAGCUGCAGAGAGAGGAGCUACUGUGCUGAUAACCCACGUGGAGAGGGAGGAUAUCACGUCCUGGCUGAAGGACCUCCUGUCGCAAGAGAGGCCGUGGGGCGCGACCGAGGACGAGCGCAGCUUUACACUCGGGGGCCAGGUGGUCACAGCCCGCCAUGGUUUUAGGCUCUACUUAGCCACUUCGCUGCCGUUGGCACUGCAUGCUGCUCGUGGAGCGGGAUUCCUGGAGCCGCUGCUGGAGGUGACGAGCGUGCUGGACGUGUCCGUGGAGGCCGAGGGGCUGCACGACCUCGUCCUGCAGGAGCUGCUCCGCACCGAGCGGCCACGCUACUCUGGGGAGCAGCACACGCUCACGCGCGACCUCCUCUUCCUGAACAAGCAGGCGUGCGUUCAGCAGGACAAUUUGAUCGGAGAAAUAGCAGAUUCGCCAACGAGCCUCAUCGAAAACAAAUCGCUUGUGCCAUUUAUAGAAUCAACAGAGAAAAACUCGGCUCAGACUCGCGACGAUCGGUCCGACACGGAGUUGCUUUGCGCGAGGCACGAGGCGACGCGUCGCCCGUACCAGCCGAUCGCCCGGCGAUGCGUUGCCAUUUUCACGGCGCUUCGUCGCACCGCCCACUUGAACGCUCUGUACUUCAUGCCGGCAGCGGAGUUUUUGAGCUCCGUGAAGCGGGCGUUACCGGCGCGCGAUUCGCGCGUGUUCGCCGACGGCACCGCGCUGUCGGUGCCUGAAGUGAGAGCGCUGGAGCUCAUCCACACGCUAACAGAGAAGCUGUACGCGCAAGUCGCGCCUGGCAUGCUGCACGCGCACGCCAGAAUGCUCGCGUUCCUGAUCGCAGCCGAAGACUUGAAUGCGAGCGCUGCAGAGCUGACGUCAUUCGCUCGAAUGUUGGCCGAUGAGGAUCGCAGUGAAGUGGAGGGCGAUGAGAAGGAAGAGGGCUUUGGAAGGGAGGGCGAGGAAGGGGCGGUGCCAUCGGACCACAGGGAGCGGCCAGGAUGGAUUCCCCGUGAGCUGUGGCAGACGUGCUAUGAGUUGGAGAAACGCCUGCCGCACUUCCACGAUCUCCGACGGUGCCUGGCCCAGGACGAGCGAGCGUGGCGCGAGUAUUUCGGCCACAGCGGUGGCGUUCGCCGGGGUGGCUGCACGACCCUCCUGGGCCCCCUCCCUUCCCGUGAGCUUGAGCAUCUUGACAUCUUCCAGAGAGCUGUACUGUGGACAGCGUUCCGCCCGGACAGUGUUGCCGACGUGAUUUCGGCCGUGGCCGUGAGCCGGCUGGGCGGGGACGUGGCAGAGCGGAAUGUGCCAAGUCUGGCAGAGAUGCUGGCUGCGGCACCGUCGAACCGUUCUCGGGCUGUUCUACUGCUGGUGGAGGAGGUGGACACCGCGGAUGUUGGGCCGAUGCAGCUCCUUCAGGAACUUAGUGGCAGUGCACAGCGCACGGUGAGGAUGCUGUCGCUGGGGUGGAGAGGUGAGCGGCUCGCGGAGCGGCUGGCAGAGGAGGUGAACCUCUGCGCCGAGCGGGGCCUGUGGCUCGUUCUGCACGGACUGUGCCACGCACCGCGGGACUGGCCGCCACGCGCCGCGUCGCUGCUGCAGCGAGUGCUCACCCACGGAGAAGACGAGACCGUGCUGGGACAGGAAGAUGCUCGUGUCCACCCUGACUUCAGGCUGUGGCUCGUUGCCACAACGGACAGCGCCGCACGUCUGCCAGGCAUCGUGUUGGAGCGAGCACUUAGGUUCGUGUGCCGUGCGCAGCCACGUUUCGCGAGCAAGCUGGCAAGCUGCCUUUCUUGCGUCGAGACCAGCGAGCCGAGCAACAUAGGCGUCGCGAGGGCGGUCAGCUGGGAGGGACGGAGGGUGACAGCGGCACAGGCGACACGGGGGACCGGGCAUGCUGCGCACCCUCGUGACUGGUCAACGGCACUGGCCCGCCUGCACGCCGUGCUACUGCACAGGCGAGGCUACGGACGCCCGGCGGUCGUGCGCCCGUAUUCGUGGUCACGGUCAGAUCUGAUCAUGGCGCUGAAUCUAUUCACUCACCUUAACGAAACAUGUCAGGAUUUUUCUGCGGCACUGGAGUAUCUCUUGGGUUCGGUCGUGUAUGGAGGGUACAUCACACACCGGCAAGACUUGGAGGUGGUUGAGAGCAUCGUAAAGCACUGCCUGCCAAGUUACAGACCGGGCGGUGCCUUGCAUGCUGGUGGGGUGUACGCGUUCGUCCGUGCACUCACGGCCGCAGCAGGAUCAUCGUCGUUCUCUGCCUCUGAGCUGGGCUUCUUUACUGAGCCAGAGCCGUCCAAUUUCGGACUGUGCGACGGCACAAAGGAGAAGGUUGCCAGGCAACGCAGCCACCAAGCAAAGGAACAACUCCGCUUGUGCACUUCUGACAACUGGCCCACGCCAGCCUCCCACCCGGGGCCGAAACGUCGGUGGCUGCCGAGGUUGGCCGUGGACAGCCACUCAGAGUAUUUAGGAGGCCACGCGUGCAUGGCCAAAGAACCUGGGCAAACAGAGGACGAAACGCACACAGGCCUUGCAUCCUCUGUGGAGGGAACUCAGCCUUCGUUGAAGUCAUUCUUCCGAUCGCAGCUCGAAGAUUUUCGUUUGCACGCGAUGGCGCCGUUCCAAGGAGCGUGGUCACUGCGGUCAGAAGAUGGAUGGAAACGGUCAGUGUGUCCGCUUGUGGAAGAAGACGAUGAGGAGGAUGAGGCGGCUCCAUCCUGGGCCCUGGGCGGCUGUCGCGAGUCAGACACAGAGCCUGUGGUGCGGCUGCUCAGCCGGCAGUCGGAAUUGCUGAGCGCGUACGCAGCCACGGACCACGUGGUCUCGUACAACCUCGCCGCGCUCUCCAGACCGGAGACGUUCCUUAUCUCCUUGAUGAGAAUUGCGGCGUACAAGGAGAAAACACUUCCGCAUCGAUGCGUGCUUCAUGCACAGGUUCUGAGUGGGUUUGUUGCACCAGACGCUGCCCCUGCAGAAGGAGUUUACCUGACGGGGCUGCACCUGCACAACGCUCUGUGGGAUACACGACUCGGUGCGCUUCAAGAGACCGUUUCCGCACAACCCUGCACCAUGCCCCUUGUAUGGCUACGCUGCGCCACGCUCACACAAGCGACAAGCAACAGCAGUGGUGGCAGCUGGACAGUAGGGGCAGCGUGGAAAACAAGGGCGGAGGUAGACGCACUGAUCGUCAAGGCCUGGUCGGAUGGGACCCAAGAAUCGCGCCACCACCAAGACCCCUGGGCAGGUACACUGCACGCGACGACGGCCACAGCCUCAGACACGAGCAUGGAACUGCCGGAGGGAAGGCGCGCACAGUCAACCAAAUGCCACAGGCAAAGGAUGGAAGGCAGGUUCCAGAAUAACCAACGGCCGAUGGAGAGGACGACCUCCAGAAGCGCCGGUUCACUCGGGAGGAAGGGAACUGCUUGCAGCGGAGAAGCAGCCACGGCUCGUCUCUUCCCGGUCUACGGCUGCCCUCUGCACGUGCUCUCGCCGUGCCGAGGCAGCCCUGCGAGGUCUCACGUCGUCGCCUAUGUUGAGCUGCCGUCGAUGGUCGAUCCCACAGUGUGCGCCCAGAGGAGGGUUCAUCUUACCUGCUCCCUUGAAUGAACCCACGCUUGGUGAACGUGCAGCGCUGCAUGCAUUUACAGGUUUAAUGCAGCAAAUUGCAGCCAUCAGAGCACGUGCUGUACCGCUUGUCAAUCUGCCUCAGGUUGGCUGGCUAAUACUAUUUGAAGAGGUUGACUGAAGAGCCAAACCGAGGCCAUCAGAAUUUAUAUUUAAACCUGUUUAAACGAGUGACUAAGGUGUGCGUUUGAGAAAAGCCCACCAGCUAGUAUUGCUAGAGCUGUAAUUUGAGUAAUUAGUGUAAUCUUUACCCCUAAGUGCUGUCUGUAAUUUAAAAGUAACGGGCCCACACAGCCAAUGCAAACAUUAUUGCGGACCACCCAGGGGGGGGCGGGGGGGGCAUUUAAACUUAGAGUCGUUUAAUCAUGGUAGGUUACCUAACUUUAUAUUUUUUAUUAAGUUUGAGUAAAAUUUUUACUUAAAGCUUUCGUGACUGCAGGAAUUCAUAUUCUCUGGGUCUUUCGGUAAAGCCACGUAGAUAGAAAAAAAUAAUCGAAAUAA
Molecule: messenger RNA, 15555 nt
Organism: Petromyzon marinus (sea lamprey)
Lineage: Eukaryota; Metazoa; Chordata; Hyperoartia; Petromyzontiformes; Petromyzontidae
Gene: DNHD1
Product: dynein heavy chain domain 1
Biological process (GO): microtubule-based movement
Cellular component (GO): dynein complex
Molecular function (GO): dynein light intermediate chain binding; ATP binding; dynein intermediate chain binding
Source: RefSeq, a predicted model, not a curated record